Messenger RNA from Theileria orientalis strain Shintoku, 1338 nucleotides. RefSeq lists its product as uncharacterized. Bases 1 to 1338 code for a protein of 445 amino acids. The record is from RefSeq and is a predicted model, not a curated record. Lineage: Eukaryota; Apicomplexa; Aconoidasida; Piroplasmida; Theileriidae. The transcript has 5 exons.
AUGAGAUUACCGCAAACACUGCAAUCGAAACCAGGUAAUCACAGAUUCAGAGACAACAACCAAGCUAACAUUCAGAAUUCGGUAAGUUUCUCAAGUUUAAUUGCCUCUGUAGGUCACGGUUCAGGCAGAGCCCAUUUAAACAAUGUCCCAGAGUACACUGACCUGAGUACAGUAAUAUAUGUUUGGGGAGAGAACCCGGGGCUGAGUGAGCAGGGGUCAGGAAGGUCUAGGUCCGAGUACUGGAACGCCACAAUAUACAGGAACCUCUCAGACGUAAAGAUUCUGGAAGUGAGCUGCAGCGAAUCGCAUAUUUUCUUCCUCACGAGUAGCCGCAAACUGUACACAGUAGGACACGGGGAGUACGGACAGCUGGGCGUGAACGAAGGAGUCGUGCACGUGUCGGAGCCGACGCUGCUGGAGCGAAUAAGCGACGUGAAGCAGGUGUGCUGCGGCAAGUUCCACUCAGUGGCACUGACUGCAGACGGACACCUGCUGAGCUGGGGAAGAAACGACUUCUCAGGACACUCCUCAGGAUUCGCAACCUUCGUGCCGCGCGAGAUCCUGACCAACGAAGAGAGCAGCCCGGGGGUACGCAUAAGCUGCCUGAGCGUGUGCGCAAGCGACCACCAGACGAUAGCAGUGUGCGAGGGAGGCCGCGUGUUGUACAUUUGGGGAAUCGCCUUCAACGGAGACCGAAUACCGAGGCCGAAGGUGUUCUACGCGUUCUCGGACGCGCGAAUUAGACAUAUCGGAGUGGGGAGCUACUUCGCCUUGGCGCUGAGCGAGUGCGGCCGAGUCUUCAACUGCGGCGACGGCACGUACGGGGAAAUAUACUCGAGCAGCUCAAUCACGAACUCGACGCCGAUCUUCACGCCGAUCAAGCACACACUAGUGAAGCACAUAGAGAAAAUCGCAGUGGGAGCACGCCACGCACUCCUGAUGGAUGAGAACAAGAACGUGAUAGCGUUGGGAGACAACAACUAUGGCCAGUGUGCGGCCCCACAGUCACACCACACAGCGCCAGUCGUGGUGGAGUUUUCCGAGGGGAACUUUCCGCCGAAGGCAAUAUACGCUGGCACGAGAACGAGUGCUUGCAUCAAUUCAGGAAAUCAACUUUAUAUUUGGGGCCACUCGUCUAACCAUAAACUCAUAUUCACCUCAUCCGUUGACAUUUUAAUACAACAGCAGAAACAGCCUGGAGUCUCAAUAAUAUCAGGAUAUAAAAAUUCAGUCCCCGAACCUCGACUAAUAUAUUCACUAUUGCAAGAGAAGAUAACCUGUGUCGGAUUAGGGCCAAAUUAUACAGUUGUGGUGUCCGGAGAAGGAAACGUUAAUUGA